Messenger RNA from Rotaria socialis, 3471 nucleotides. NCBI's taxonomy places the organism in Eukaryota, Metazoa, Rotifera, Eurotatoria, Philodinida, Philodinidae. The record is from the annotation of a GenBank genome assembly.
AUGUGUGUGGAAAAUGGUCACUGUAUUGAUAAAAGAAAAGUAUGUGAUUUUAAAAUUGAUUGCCCAACACCAGGAGGCAGUGAUGAAGCUCAAUGUGGUACAUGUACAUUUGACAAUAAUAAUGGCACAUUAUGCAGUUGGGAAGAUCAUUCGUUUUCAGAUCUCAAUUGGAUAUUAGCAACUGGAGCAACCAAUAUGGGACCAUCGAGUGAUCAUACAACUGGAAAUGGAUUUUAUAUUACUGUACCACCAAAUAAUUUCUACAAAUUUGCAUCAUUACGUUCGCCAACUGUUGGACCAGCUGGUAUCGAAUGUCAAUUAAAAUUUUCAUACUAUAUGAACACUCAGACUGCCAUGAAUUCGAGUAGAAUUUCGGUGUAUAUUCGAAACGAAAACGAUAACUUUACUUCAUUCACAUAUAUUGCGAAUAUAGAUCAUUCAACUGGGCCAGAAUGGAAACAAAAUGUCAUCAAUAUUGGAUAUCAAAGUCGACGAUUUUUUAUUGAAAUUGAUGGAAUACCUUAUGAAAAGACGGCUAUUGGCAUUGAUGAUGUAGAAUUCUAUAAUUGCCAAUCAGAAACUGCACCUGAACUUGGCUUAUCAAUCAAUUGUACAUUUGAGAACGGCUGGUGUAAUUUCUUUCAAGAUACUACAGCUGAUUUUCAAUGGACACGUACAAAUAUACAAACAUCUUCAGCCAAUGCAGGACCAGACUUUGAUCAUACAAGUGGAUCAGGUUAUUAUGUAUUUCUUGAAGCAUCUAGUCCAAGAAUACCCGGUGAUCAUGCUCGAUUGAUUUCUGCAUUACAAUAUCCAUCUUCUACACCUCAAUGUUUAACAUUCUGGUAUCAUAUGUAUGGCAGUGACAUCGGAACAUUGAAUGUAUUUGUUCAAAUGAUAUCAACUGAUCUAAAUAGUACAUCAUCAACACUCGUAUGGACUAAAUCUGGUGCACACGGCAAUCAAUGGCAUCGUGCAACACAUACAUUGGAUAAUCUUAAUUCAACUGGCAUGUAUGGUUGGCGUAUUGCAUUUGACGGUGUGGUUGGAGGCGGAUUUCUUGGUGAUAUUGCACUUGAUGAUAUUGGUUGGUCACCGAAUACUAUAUGUUCAGCUGAAAAAAUAACAACAACACUAAGUCAACCUGUUGCAUCAACAACUUAUCCACCAACGAUAUAUGAUUGUAAUUUUGAAUGUAAUUGCACAUGUAAUUGGAAAAAUGAUAAUACAACAAAUUUUACAUGGGCAGUCACACAAGCGAUGAUAUGGAGUUCUGGUAUAGUAGAUGACAGUGAUCAUACGACAGGAGCAACAUUUGGCUAUUACAUGUAUUUUAAAACAAACCCAUCAGCUAAAUUUAAUGAUACAACUCGUUUAAUUAGUCCUGAUUUGAUUAGUACAAAUGAUGAGAAGUGUUUUCGAUUUUAUUAUCGUAUGUAUGGAUCGAAUAUCUAUCAAUUAAAUAUAUAUGCACGAAUCAAUGGAAAUCUCGGUAAAGCUCUAUGGAGGAGAGAAGGCAAUCAAGGCAAUCAAUGGUUAUUUGGUAGUUUAUCAUUAGGUGGUAAUCAUCAGCAAACAAUUGGCCAACCAUAUCAAUUAGUUGUAGAAAAUCUUAUUGGUAAGAAUUUUCUUGGUUAUAUUAGUGUUGAUGAUCUAGCUGUUAAUUCCGGACCUUGUCCAAUAUCAAGUGUUUGUGAUUUUGAAAGUAGUGAACAAUGCGAUUAUAUUAACGAUCCCACAAACACCAUCAAUUGGAAGCGAUCUCAAGCUGAAACUGAUUCAUCAUUUCCAUCCAUCGAUGUUACUUAUAGUACAUCCUAUGGACACUUUAUGCUAUUAAAAGACAAAAAUACAACUGGGCCAGUAUAUAGCCGUCUUAUAACACCACAUUAUCCUAGUACAAGUGGUUCGUGCCUACGUUGGUACAUGCUAUUGGAAAAUGCACCUACGUUGAAUAUUAAAAUUGAUGCUGUCAACAUAUUGAAUUCAACUAAUCUUUAUACUAUUCAUGGUACAUAUGGCAAACAAUGGAGAUUGGCACAGACAACAAUACGUAGUACAUCAUCUUAUCAAGUGAUAUUUGAAGGCAUUUUGAACAAUGCCAAUAAAAUCAUAGAUUCUCUAGCUAUUGAUGAUAUCGAGAUGAAAUCUGGUGUAUGCGAAGAAUUAGGUUCAUGUGAUUUUGAAAAUGGUUUAUGCGGUUUCCAAAAUAUCAGAUCUGAUUUCAGUUGGAAACGAACAUCACACAGUACUGAAGUAUUAAACACACUAGAGGUAGACCAUACAACAAAUAGUGAAAGAGGAUUUUAUUUAUGGAUUGAUCGUGAACAAUCAGUGAAAGGACAAAAAGCUCGCAUUGAAUCUGAAAUUAUGCCAAUUGGUAUUCGAUGUAUAUCAUUUUGGUCCUAUUUAAAUAAUACUUUGAGUGCUGAAUUGAAUGUGUACAUACAUGAUCUACAGUUAGAUAUAUAUAGCUUGAUCUGGUCAACCAAUAAACCUAGAGGACCAUUCUGGGUAUACAGAGAGAUAAAUACUCCACCAAUUCUAACGGUCAAUCGAACUACCGGGUAUACAAUUGUUUAUGAAGCAAUCGUCGGAUCCAACACAGGAGACUUUGCUAUCGAUGACUUGCUAACACAACCAGGAGCAUGUACCCAAACAACAACUGCUGGACCGACAACACCUUACACAGGGCCUUCGACAACAAGAUACGCAGGUCCAUCAACAACAACUACUGGACCGACAACACCUUACACAGGGCCUUCGACAACAAGAUACACAGGACCUUCGACAACAAGAUACACAGGUACAUCAACAACAACUACUGGGCCGACAACACCUUACACAGGACCUUCGACAACAAGAUACACAGGUACAUCAACAACAACUGCUGGACCGACAACACCUUACGCAGGACCUUCGACAACACGAUCCACAAAUCCAUCAAUAACAGGAGAUACACAUCCGUUAACAUCCACUACCGUAGUGGGUAGUGAAUCUAUAGGAUUGCUAAUAUCAUCAUAUUCAGAAGAGUCAACCCUACAGACUGGUUCAUUAAUGGCAUCUGACUCGUAUUCAUCAACAUUGCCCGUGAUUAGUGAAACAACCGCACCUGACAGCAUAAAUGUGACAUCAAAUUCUUAUAUAGUAUGUGCUACAUAUGUCUGUUUCAAUGGUGGUUCUUGUAAACAAGAAGUUGGAGCAGCAAUAUGCGAAUGUACAAGUGAUUACAAUGGUCCACAGUGUGAAAAUAAAAAACAACCGUCGAAGAAGAGUAACUUGGCUGCUAUUUUGGGUGGAGUUUUUGGUGCACUUGGUGGUAUUGGUAUAGCUAUCUCAGUAUUUGCUUUUCUUUCAUCGAAACUUGGUGCUGCGAGAGUUGCAGUAGCAAGUACACCAUUGGUUGAUUCAUCAACGAAAGUUUCAUCUGCUAAUCCUGUAUACAGUGAAGCUGAUGUAAACGACGUAUAG